AUGAGUAACACAAAUAAUAAUGAAAAUAUUACGCCUGCAGCGUUAUUAGAACAACUAGUUUAUGUUGAUACAUUCAUGCCAGAGAUUGAUGAUCCAUCACAAUUAGAUGAAAGAUUAACAGCUGAAUUAUCAGCAUUUGCUGAUGAAUCUUUUAUUUUCCCAGAUGAAGAGAAACCAUCAAAACCAAGUGAUAGUGAUGCAACAAAAUCAACAGGAACAAAUGGUGCUGAUAAUAGUAAGAAUAGAUCACCAAAUGAUGAAGAAAUUUUGAAAAGAUUUGAUGAAAUGAAUCAAUCAUUUGCAAAUAAUCAAAUUAUUCAUCCACAACAACCAAAAUUCAACACAUUACAACAAACAAAUAGUUUACAAAGUGGGAUUUCCAAUAUUUUAUCACCAUUAUCAACACAACAACAAUCAUCAAAUCAUAAUCCAAUAACCAUGAAUCCUAUUCAUACCAGUAAUAAUAGCAGUGGGAAUGAUGUAUUGUUAAAUUUACCAAAAGUUCCAGUCCCACCAGGUGCACAAUCUUCAUUGAUAGCUGCUGGAUUAUCACAAACUCAAAUAGAUGCAUUAGCUGCAUUAGUUGCACAACAUCAAGGUGUUGAUAGUAAUGAUCCUAAAUCACAAGAUGUUGGUUCAUUGAAUUCAUUAAUAAAUCCUUCACAAAGUUUGAUAAAUCCAAGUUCAACCGGUUCAAAUAGUGGUACCCCAAUCAGUCCAAAUGAUCUUGGAUUACAAUCACAACAACAACAACAGUAUGGUCAACAUUCACGUUCAAAUUCAAUAGUUAAGAGUGAAAUUGGGGGAGAAGUUGAUGUUGAUAAAAGAAGAAGAAAUACAGCGGCUAGUGCAAGAUUUAGAAUAAAGAAGAAAUUAAAAGAACAACAAUUAGAAAGAAAUGUUCGUGAAUUAAAUGAAUUAACACUUACAUUGGAGAAGAAAAUCCAAACUUUGGAGAUGGAGAAUAAAUUAUUACGAAAUUUAGUUGUUGAAAAAGGUGAACAGAAAAAUAAUGAUGAAUUGGAGUAUUUAAAGAAAAGAGCUAAAUUGUCUGUGAGUAAUGAUAAUAGCAAUGGUCAAAGAGGUAGUGCCAGUAGUUUUUAG
Molecule: messenger RNA, 1104 nt
Organism: Hansenula anomala
Lineage: Eukaryota; Fungi; Ascomycota; Saccharomycetes; Phaffomycetales; Wickerhamomycetaceae
Gene: MET4
Product: Met4p
Exons: 1
Coding region: 1-1104 (367 amino acids)
Biological process (GO): regulation of transcription by RNA polymerase II
Cellular component (GO): Cbf1-Met4-Met28 complex; nucleus
Molecular function (GO): DNA-binding transcription activator activity, RNA polymerase II-specific; RNA polymerase II transcription regulatory region sequence-specific DNA binding
Source: RefSeq, a predicted model, not a curated record